Micromonas pusilla CCMP1545 is the source of this 902-nucleotide messenger RNA. RefSeq lists its product as uncharacterized. Lineage: Eukaryota; Viridiplantae; Chlorophyta; Mamiellophyceae; Mamiellales; Mamiellaceae. The record is from RefSeq and is a predicted model, not a curated record. The annotation marks the transcript as partial. Gene Ontology annotation, biological process: response to endoplasmic reticulum stress. The transcript has 3 exons.
AUGGCGCUCCGGACCGCGUCCGAGCUGCUCGACGCGCUCGACGCCGGCGCGAUGCCCGCGGGCGAUCGCGACGACGGCGGCGACGACGGCGAACUCGGCGGGGUCAUCUUCAUAUGCAGCCGCGAGACGUACGACGACACCACGCGCGCUGGGCUCUUCGGCCUGACGCAGGGCAGCUGGUCGUUCGUGAAGCGCAUCACCCCGGGGAUGCCGCUGUUCCUCUAUAACCUCACCGAGCGGCGCUUCCACGGCGUCUUCGAGGCGACCUCCGACGGCGCGAUGAACGCCGACCCGACCGCGUGGAAAACCUCGGGCGCGGGCGCGGGCGACGCCGCCGGUAUCGACGGCAGCCCCUACCCGGCGCAGGUGCGGUACAAGCACACGCGCGUGACGUGUUCCGCGUCCGCGGCGUCGUGCAAGCCGUUCUUGCGGUUCGCCGCGGGGGAAGCGAACGGGAAGAAGUUCCGGUUGGAUCUCACGCCGGGCGAGGCGACGCGUCUCGCGCGCGUGUUCCACGCCGGCGGCGACGCGGGCGGCGGGGCGAAGAAGGGGCUAAACGGGAAGAGCGGCGGGGGGCAUCAUCAGACCAACGGCCGCGCGGCGACGCCGACGCACGAUGUGGUGGACGGGUGGGAGACGGUCUCGUCGAAGAAGACGACGAAGAAGGGCGGCGGCGGCGGAUCAGGCGGCGGGUCGUCGCCGACGACGCGAAGGAACAACAACAACAACGGCGCCGCCGCCGACGGGAAGGACAAGAUCGCGCGCGGCGGCAAGGCUGCCGCAGGCGAGAGUUACCACCACCACCACAUCCACGCGAGCUCGAGCGCGCUCGGCGACGCCGCCGACCGCGCGAGCCCGCCGCCGCCGCCGCCGCCGCCCGGCCCGCCGAGGGCGCCGUCGGG